This is a messenger RNA of Pterocles gutturalis (yellow-throated sandgrouse), 980 nucleotides long. RefSeq names its product inactive rhomboid protein 2-like. Lineage: Eukaryota; Metazoa; Chordata; Aves; Pterocliformes; Pteroclidae. The annotation marks the transcript as partial. The record is from RefSeq and is a predicted model, not a curated record. Gene Ontology annotation, cellular component: endoplasmic reticulum membrane. The transcript has 7 exons. Gene Ontology annotation, biological process: regulation of epidermal growth factor receptor signaling pathway; regulation of protein secretion.
GGUACGGCAAGCUGAAGCCUGCCUACCGCGACCUGGAGCUGCCCAGCCAGGAGGUGCCCUCCUUCCAAGCCACCGAGUCACCCAAGCCCGCCAAGAUGCCCAAGAUCGUGGACCCGCUGGCCAGGGGCCGUCCCUUCCGCCAUCCUGAUGAGCCUGCCCGUCCCCACACCCCCCCCCAAAUCCUGCCUCCCACCACCCCCGGCGUUGCCUCCUUGGCGUCCUUCAAUAGCGUCCGCUCGGGCUACGGCCGCCUGCCGCGCAGGAAGAGGGAAUCCGUCGCCCACAUGAGCUUCAAGGCGGCCGCAGCACUUCUCCGUGGACGCUCUGUCCUGGAGCCACUGGCUCCCAAGCGGAGGAGCAACAAGAGGAGCUUCGUGUACCCCAGCUUCAUGGAUGAGGACACAGCGGAUGCUGCCGAUACCCUGGACUCGUCCUUCUUCAGUAAGAUGGACAUGCACGAUGAGACGUACUCCAUGCCUGAUGAUGUCUUCGAGUCACCGCCUCUGUCAGCCACCUACUUACGGAUGCACCCGGUCGGGGAGGAUGCCAGGGCAUCCCCCGAGGUGGAGCAGCCCACCCCGCGGGAAGGUGUCCGGCUUGCUUCAGCCUCCGCCAACACCGGCGCGGCUCCCCGGCGAGGCAGGCGCAUCGCUUCUAAAGUGAAGCACUUUGCCUUCGACCGCAAGAAACGCUACUACGGGCUGGGGGUGGUGGGGAAGUGGCUGAACAGGACGUACCGCCGCAGCCUGAGCAGCAUCGUGCAGUCGCAGCUGGAGAUCACCGACAGCCACCGGCCGUAUUUCACAUACUGGAUCACCUUCGUCCACAUCCUCAUCACCUUGCUGGUGAUCGGCACCUAUGGCAUUGCCCCCAUCGGCUUCACCCAGCACGUGACGACAGAGUUAGUGCUGAGGAACAAGGGUGUCUAUGAGAGCGUCAAGUACAUCCAGCAGGAAAACUUCUGGAUCGGGCCCAGCUCG